Oncorhynchus gorbuscha (pink salmon) is the source of this 3452-nucleotide messenger RNA. RefSeq names its product netrin g2b (gene ntng2b). Lineage: Eukaryota; Metazoa; Chordata; Actinopteri; Salmoniformes; Salmonidae. The record is from RefSeq and is a predicted model, not a curated record. The coding region runs from base 980 to 2575 and encodes 531 amino acids. The transcript has 8 exons.
GAAGAGAGAGAGAGAGCGAGAGAUAGAUAGAGCGAGAGAUAGAGAGAGGAAGAGAGAGAUAGAUAGAUAGAGAUAGAUAGAGCGAGAGAGAGAGAGCGAGCGAGCAAGGGGGAGAUUUUCCACAAAGCUUUUUUUCUUUCUGCGCUUGAACAUCCCGGAUAAAGCUGAGCUUGUAAAGUGGGAAAGUACGAGCACCAGACCUUCCUCAACGUCAAUAUUUUCAUACUUUUGAUACUCUUUCAAGCUGGAAUUCACGCGUUCGCUUUUUUUUAUCCAACUCCCAUUUCCAGAUCUAGGACACGGUCAUCCGUGGUGUAAUAAAAAAGUAACAGGCACGAGAAAAAAGUAACAAGGAGACGGCAUCAGAUAACCAGAGUGGAGUACAGUAGCCUACACCACGGCGGGAGCCCGGUAGUGAAUGGAGCCGUGCGGGGCUUAUGGCAGAGGGGCGUUCGUAUAAUAAUGGGACACGGAGUGGCUCUCCCAGAUGAACCUUCGAAGUAAGACUAUCACUGAGGCAAGGUGCCGGACCGGGGCAUCACGACCUGAUGGAUGUAUCUAAGUACGUCGUCACCUUUCCCUCAUCCUCCCUCGUAGCGGACAGCUCUUGUCUCACCCAGCGGAAAAGGACCUCUGAAGUAUGGAUUUGUUCUGCUGAUAUCCCAACGACCCCUACCGCCACCACCACAGCACUGGCACCACUAUGGUUGAAGUAGAUGUGAAGUUUCAUAGUGACUUUCGCCUCCCCCUGGUCCAUUUUUUGUCCGUCUUUUCCAAACCAGGCGUCAAAACAAUAAAGUGUAAUUUCCUAAAGAAGCCGUGAUUAUUUGUGUGUCCAGAGUUACUUUCUGUCUCUGUAUGAUCCCUAGUCACGUUCCAUGCUUUUCGCCCAAGCUCUGACAACCGUGGCCCCUCCUGCCCUUCACCGCCAGACCCCACUCAUCGUCGGACCCCGCUCGUGGCUUUCCCAGGACCUGCCAUGCUCUGUCAGGCCGUGUUGCUCCUCCUGCACUGCUUCGCCUCUUUGACACUGGGCCAGUACGACCUGUGCAAGUCCCUGGUGAGCACGGACGAUGGCGCGGUGUGGGAGCAGUAUGCAUGCCAGCCCAAGGCCCAGUCCAUGAAGGACUACAUGCGGGUCAAGGUGGACCCACCAGGCAUCACCUGUGGGAACCCACCUGAGAGAUUCUGCACUCUGGAGAACCCGUACCUGUGCAGUGAUGAGUGUGAUGCCUCCAACUCGGACCUGGCCCACCCUCCCCAGCUGAUGCAGGACCGCGAGCGCACAGGCCGCAUCACCUACUGGCAGACAGUUACAUGGUCCCGUUACCCAGAACCCCUCUUGGCCAACAUAUCCCUGGCCUGGAACAAGAGCCUGGAGUUGACCGAUGACAUCGCCAUCACCUUCGAGUACGGCCGCCCCACCAUCAUGGUGCUGGACAAGUCCAUGGACCAUGGUCGCACUUGGCAAUCCUACCAGUUCUACGCCGAUGAUUGUCUAGAUGCCUUUAACAUGCCGCCGAAGCUUGUCCGUGACCUGUUGCCUGCAAAUAUUACCCGUGUCAUCUGCACUGAGCAGUUCUCACGCUGGGUGGGGUCGAAGAACGAUAAGAAUGUGAAGUUCGAGGUUCGUGAGCGUUUUGCGGUGUUUGCUGGACCGAGGUUGCUCAACAUGGACAGCUUGUACACGCGCAUGGAGAGUAUGAAGGGCUUGAGGGACUUCUUUACCUUCACUAACCUCCGGCUGAGGCUGCUCCGGCCAGCCCUGGGGGGAACGUACGUGCAGAGAGACAACCUGCUCAAGUACUUCUACGCUAUCUCCAACAUUGAGGUGCCCGCCAGGUGUAAGUGUAACCUACAUGCAUCGCUGUGCCUGCUGCAGGAGGGAGACCUACAGUGUCAGUGUGAACACAACACCACGGGACAGGACUGUCAGCGCUGCAAGAAGGGCUUCAAAGCCAAGUCCUGGAAGGCUGGCUCAUACCUGCCCACACCCAACGGAUCCCCCAACACCUGUGCAGUCGCUGGUGCCCCCAUGGGCGGUGGUUCUAACUGUGAGUGCUACGGCCACUCUAACCGCUGCAGCUACAUAGACUACCUGAACAUCGUGACGUGCGUCAGCUGCAAGCACAAUACCAGAGGACAGAACUGCCAGCACUGCAGACUGGGCUACUUCAGAAACGCAUCUGCCGAACUAGAUGACGAGGGUGUCUGCAUCGAGUGUAACUGUAACCAGAUGGGUUCUGUCCAUGACCGGUGUAAUGGAACAGGCUUCUGCCAGUGUAAAGACGGCGCUACGGGGCCCAAGUGUGAUGACUGUUUCCCUGGGUACUACUGGAAACAAGGCUGUUACUCCAACGUGUGUGACGAAGAACUGCUCCCAUGUCAGAACGGCGGGACGUGCUCCCAGAACCAGAAGUGUAUCUGUCCCCCAGAGUUUAAGGGCGUGCUGUGCCAACAGUCACGCUGCGAGGGGGACAAGGCCUGCAACACGGCCUGUACCCCCCACCUCCUCGCCCCCCUACUGCUCUGUGUCCUGCUACCCCACCUUCUGGCCACUUUAACUGCACACUGAGUCACCUGCUGCCCCCUCAAACACAGGGGGAACUGUUGUGUGUGUGGAUCCUUAGAGUAGGUUAGGUUGGGAAAGGUCUGCAAAUACACACCCACACACACACACACACACAACUCACUCGGGGAACGUGUGAGAGUAAAACAAGAGAAUGACUUCAGAGAGAACAGAGGAAGGUGGAGGAGAAUCAUACAACCAAACCCCCCGUCUCUCUCCCUUUAAUCUUGAGCUGGAGGAAUCUCCAUUUCAUACCAAAUAGCAUAAUUAUUAUUAAACGAGCAAACGACUGUUCGUUUAACACUUUAAAUCACUACUGUUCACUAUGAAGAAAAGGGAGGAAUUGCUGAUGUAACACAAGUACAUUUCCUUUGUCUUAAUACAUUGAGUUAAUGUGCCCCUCUUCGAGACCCUGCACUUACUGCUCCAGACAGACAGACGGGGAGUGUUUGGCUUAGACUUGGGGAGGGCUGGGCUGCUGCUGAGGUCUAUGUAGAAUAUACUGUAAACCAGGUUUCACAUCUUCGACUCAAAAUUACAGACUUGUUUUCACCUUUGACAUUUUUUUAUUUCAUCUUCUUCAGUUGUUAUUGUAUGUUUAUGUGCCCACCGACAGACGCUGAGAUUAUACAUCAUUAUUACAAUAUCCAGAGGGUUAUCAAUAUUAAGAUUUUAGUCACUAUAAUGGUUGUUAUAGGAAUGAGUCGCCACAGUUUAGCAAGAUUUUAUCUUCACACAGUAUUCAGGAGUAAAACAGAAUUUAAACUUAACAGUCUGAAAGAAGAGAAAAAAAAGAAAAGUAUCAAUAUGACAUUAUUUGAAUAGUUUUUGUAGAGAUUAUUUUUGUUUGAAGUUAUAAUAAAUGAACUAUUCCAGAUGAGCA